Messenger RNA from Parathielavia appendiculata, 2306 nucleotides. Its product is annotated as PAF acetylhydrolase. NCBI's taxonomy places the organism in Eukaryota, Fungi, Ascomycota, Sordariomycetes, Sordariales, Chaetomiaceae. Gene Ontology annotation, molecular function: 1-alkyl-2-acetylglycerophosphocholine esterase activity. Bases 362 to 2089 code for a protein of 575 amino acids. The transcript has 2 exons. The record is from RefSeq and is a predicted model, not a curated record.
UUUUCAUCACUUCUCAGACCACGAGACAUGUCAACGUCUUCGAAGACACGAAUAAGCGUAUGAUAACGAAUCGAAGAUACUAUCCUGUAUGCUAGACGCGAAAGUAUCCUUUUACCAGCUCCUCGCAUACACCACCCCUUUUUCUGGACCGAAAAGGGCCUCUGUGUCGUUUCACGUGCCUGAGGUGGCGCGGCCGAGGCUGUGCUCUUCUCUUCCAUACCAACGGGAUACAGAUCUUACAGGGAACAAGCAGACCUGUUCCUUCCUUCGGGAUUUUUGUGACUUCAUAACUAUAACCUAAUAGCAGGAUCAAGGCUCUUCGUCCCUGCUCUCGAGUGGCCUGGAUUCAGACUGUUCCAGCAUGGCCGCUUUCGUCUCGAGCCUCAGCCCGAUCCCUUCGUUUCCGGACUACACGGGCCCGUUCAAGGUGGGCACCGUCGACGUCGAAAUACCUGUGUCGGAGCUGGUGUCGCCCAGCCCUGCGCCAGAGGGGGCUGCUGACAUUCAAACCGUGUUGUUCAGGGUUUUUUAUCCUGCGGUGCCUGAAUCUCAGGGCAAACGAGUGUCAUGGCUUCCAGCCCCUCAGCGCCUUCACAUCGCUGCCUACACGCAGUUUCUCGGAGCUGGGUCUACCUUGGCAUCCAUCCUCUCCUUCCUCCCUCGACACCUCCAUUGGACCUCGAUCCCAGCCUACAAGAACGCGACGCUCCUGGCGCCUCCAUCUGACAGGUCUCGCUCGAGAUGGCCAACAAUGAUAUUCUCUCACGGCCUGGGGGGUAACCGCAACGGCUACAGCUACUUGGCUGGCUCUCUGGCCUCAUACGGCGUUGUGGUCGUCUGCCCUGAGCACCGUGACGGCAGCGCUGCCCUGUCCCUUAUCCGAGAUCCCAAGAACCAGAACCGCAAAAGCACCCGGCACAUGGUGCCCUACUUGCGCAUUGCCCACACCCAAACACAUGAAGCUUGGGAAGCCCGCAACAAGCAGCUGCGCAUCCGCCUAUGGGAGCUGGGCCUCACCUUCGAAGCGCUCUUGGCCAUCGACGGCGGCGACCAACCCAUCAUCAGCUCCAACCUCAAUUACAGCACGCCUGAAUCCGCCCUCGCCCAGUUCGCCAACGCCCUUGACAUCCUCGAUCCCGGACGCGUCAUCUUCUCAGGACACUCCUUCGGCGCAGCAACCAUAACCCAGCUGCUCAAAUCCACCUUCUACGCCGGCCACCCGUCUCUCGCUCCAAACCUUUACCCCAACCCCUUGUUCACCCCGUCCCAAAGCUCGGCCAUCGUGGCGCAAAUCACCCCGUCCACCCCGACAAUCCUCCUCGACAUGUGGUGCUUUCCCCUCCUAUCCGCCUCCACCGCACCGCUCUACAACCUCCCCUUGCCCUGCUACUCCCUUCCGAACGGCCGCGGACCGGGUGGCGCCGCCCUUCUCGCGGUCGAGUCCCAGGCCUUCUACAACUGGACCGAGCACCUUCACGCCAAAGCUCGCAUCCUCUCGCCGUCUCCGACUUGCAGGACCGUGACGGCGGACAUGUUCGACGACGACAACGGCACGGACGAUACCGACAUGGAUGACGAGAACCCGAAAACGGAACGGUCUGGACAGAAAAAGCCGAACUUCUUUUACGUUGCGUCGUCCGCACAUCUCAACCAGAGCGACUUUGGCGUGCUGUUCCCCUGGCUGACGAAGCGGGUCUUCAAAGCGAGCCAGCCCGAGCGGGUGCUGCGGUUGAAUGUGCGGGCGCAGCUGCAGUUUCUGAGGGAGAAUGAUGUUGUCGUGGCGGGGACGGCGUGGAGGGAUGUGAUGGUUGAUGAUCUGCACUAUCGCGUCAAGAGUACGGGGCAAGGGGACUGGGUGGCACAGGACGAUGCUAUUCUGAAGAAGGCCGGUGCUGCUGGAGAGGGCGAGGUGGAGGCGUGGAAGUGGAUUGAUGUCGUAGGGUUGGGAGGGGAGUCCGGGCCGUCGGAGUUGGAGAUGCAGAAGGGAGAGACCGGCGUGGAGGACGAGGUGAGGGCCGAGGAAGGCGAGAGGGAGAUGCAGGGGGAGAUGGAGCCUUCGUUGGAGAGGGGAGUGGAGAGUGUGGCAUGACAUGCUGCAAAGUGGGUGGUUGGCAAGAAGAAGUGAGGCGGUGUAUAUCAUGGUGCAUGGCGUGAUUUGUGCAGGCAAGGUGUUGGGCUUGACAGGUAUGAGCAUCAUUGAGCGUUUGCAUAGAGUGUGAUUUAGAUGAUGUUGGCUACUAGGGUUCACGGCCAUAGUGUAAUAUUACUAGUAGACUCGGGUAGAUAUUAAAAUAAUUCACAUCUCC